Messenger RNA from Punctularia strigosozonata HHB-11173 SS5, 1047 nucleotides. RefSeq names its product SCA7-domain-containing protein. The transcript is spliced from 3 exons. Gene Ontology annotation, biological process: regulatory ncRNA-mediated heterochromatin formation; RITS complex assembly; regulation of transcription by RNA polymerase II. The coding region runs from base 1 to 1047 and encodes 348 amino acids. Gene Ontology annotation, cellular component: SAGA complex. NCBI's taxonomy places the organism in Eukaryota, Fungi, Basidiomycota, Agaricomycetes, Corticiales, Punctulariaceae. The record is from RefSeq and is a predicted model, not a curated record.
AUGCCUGCUCUCAAGUUGCGCGGCUCGCCCGGUCCCUCCUCGCCCUUCUCAUGGGACAACGUACCGUCUCCGCCUCCUCUCAGCGAGGCCGAAGCGAGCAAGCUGCCCUCGCCGCCCACAUCAUGGCUCGCCGCGCAGGACAUGAAGACGUUCGGCGCCCAGCCACUGCGAUCGGAGUUUGGCCUGGUCAGGUGCAAGGAGUGCGGUAAACCGGUCCUGCGGAGCGCCGUCACCGAGCACGCCAGCAACUGCAAGACGAUCCGGAAUGGGGGCGCGAAGAAGGCGGGGAUCGGGGGUGAAGUCGACGAUAAGAAGGGGAAGAAGCGCAAGGCGUCCGACGAGCCGCCGGACGAUCCGUCCCAGCCGAAGAAAAAGAAGCUGGUGACGCCCAAGGUGACAAAGGGCCGUUUCAAAGGGCCCGUCGACCUCGAUAAGCAGUGCGGCGUCAUCAACGACAAGAACCUGCCCUGCUCGCGAUCCCUGACAUGCAAAUCGCAUUCCAUGGGCGCCAAGCGCGCCGUGCAAGGCCGCUCGAAGGACUACGACGUCCUCCUCCUCGAGUGGAACCGGGCGAACAACCCCAACUGGGUCGAGCCCGUGAAGAAGCCGACGAAGGAGGAGCGGAAGAAGGAGAAGGAGCGCGAAAGGGCGGAGAAGAAGCGCCUCGCCCUCGAGGCCGCCGCCGCCAACGCGGCCGCGAACGAUGCCGCAGCGGCGGGGGAGAAGGCGAAGAAGGCGGGCGCGGGCGGCGGCGGAAGCAAGAAGAAGGCGAAGGCCGCCCCGGUCGCUGUGACCGCCGUCAAUGUCGACGAGGAGGAGGAAAACCUGGACGAUCUCGACUCCGAAGAGGAACUCGACUCGCUCGUCAAGUCGGUGCGCGCCGCGCAGCAACGCGGGCUCGUCGCGUCGCCGCUGGCGCUGCCUGGCGACGCCAGCGCUUGGUUCGUUGCCAGACGCGAGCGGCUGCGCACCUGCCGGGAACUUAUCGCCCAGGCGCUGAUGCCGAAUCUGGCUGGCGUCCGACCUGGGAUACCCAGGUUGGGUUAG